Molecule: messenger RNA, 288 nt
Organism: Spodoptera littoralis (African cotton leafworm)
Lineage: Eukaryota; Metazoa; Arthropoda; Insecta; Lepidoptera; Noctuidae
Source: the annotation of a GenBank genome assembly
AUGAUUGGACGAAGUCGCUGGGUUGAGUUAAACAAUAAUUACAAAUGGGAUUACGACGCGACACAUAUAACAUCCGAGUGGUAUGGUUGGAUGCACUACAAAACAGACAAACUGCCUUGUGAAGAUAGUGCUAAGUGCCAAUUGAAUUGCUCCAGUACGGCCCAUGCCUGGCUGCAACCAUUUGCUGAGAAUCUGACCGGGACUGAGGAAGCAUAUUACCCUUACAAUACUACCAGGGCUCGUAUCAACGUGUGGGACGGAUCUUCAUUAUGCAAUCGUGCGCGGUAA